UCUGCUUCUGGCGUCUGCUAACGUCAGACGUCAGCUCGUGACAGUGCAUGCAGCACAACAAAAGGCUGUAUUUUUAAAUGUAUCUUGAAAGAUUCUUUAAGGAGACAGUUUCAAAACUUGGGAAAAGCUCCCAAUUUGUUAGUCUAAUACCACCCGAUAUGUUCGAGUGUCGGUGACGAGUCGCAUUUUAGGAAAUUCUCAUGGUCAAGGUUAGGGUGAGACGACGCGGGAAUCCACACGAAGUAGAAGACCCACAUAAAAUUCGUCAAUAUGAACGCAUUACGGUUGUAUCAAAAUGCGUACAAAAACAAACCUCUAAUAACGCACGCCAUAGAAACAGGGAUCAUAAUGACUUCAGCGGAUUUUAUAUCACAACUUGUGGUUGAGAAAAAGUUGUUGAACUCUGUUGAUGUGGGACGAUCACUGAGAUUUGGUGUGAUAGGUCUUUGCAUUGUGGCACCAGGUAGGGCUGCAUGGUAUAAAGUCCUGGAGAAGAAACUCCCUGGCUCAACUCCAGCUACUGUGUGUAAGAAACUAGCCUUAGAUCAAGUUUGCUUUGCACCACCAUUCGUCCUUGUCAUUUUGACUUCUGUGUGCUUUGCUAAUGGUAUGCAUCCACAACAAGUAAUGCAAAAGCUUCAGAAUUCAUACACUGAAAUCAUGCUCAACAAUUUGAAGGUAUGGCCUUGUGUUCAAUUAUGCAACUUCUAUCUAGUUCCUCCACAUCUCAGAAUGACAACAGUGCAGUUUGUAUCACUCCUAUGGAAUAUCUAUUUGUCAUGGAAAGCAAAUGUAAAUAAAUCAGCAUCAUGAAAAUCAAA
Molecule: messenger RNA, 821 nt
Organism: Thrips palmi
Lineage: Eukaryota; Metazoa; Arthropoda; Insecta; Thysanoptera; Thripidae
Product: protein Mpv17-like
Exons: 4
Coding region: 271-813 (180 amino acids)
Cellular component (GO): membrane; cytoplasm
Source: RefSeq, a predicted model, not a curated record